This is a messenger RNA of Pedinophyceae sp. YPF-701, 1482 nucleotides long. NCBI's taxonomy places the organism in Eukaryota, Viridiplantae, Chlorophyta, Pedinophyceae. The record is from the annotation of a GenBank genome assembly.
AUGGAGAAUGAACGGCAGCUCUUCGACCGUCUCGGCCGGCUGCUGUCGCAGACUGGUCCGGGGGCGCUGCCGUACGCCGAGCGCAACAAGAGAGUGAUCCGGGAGCAGCUCUGUGCACUGGUCCAGUCCUACCCGCUUCUGCGCAUCCUGGACGACAGAGAGUUCACGUUCAACAACGGCGCCACCGCGCGGUUGCUGCGCGCGGAGGGAACUGUGCCUAUCCACUACAAGGGAGCUCGAUACAACAUCCCAAUGGAAAUAUGGCUCCCGGAGAGCUUCCCGAACGACAGACCGAUCGCCUUCGUUGUCCCGACGCACAGCAUGAUCAUUCGCACCGGCCACCGCCACGUGGACCCCAACGGCGACACCCUCACGCCGCAACUCCAGUCUUGGAGCUGGCCGCCCUCGAACCUCCGCGCAGCGGUGGACGAGAUCUGCGCGAUAUUCUCGGCGGAUCCCCCGUUGUUCAGCAAGGCGGCCGCCCCGGCCCAUCAGCCGCAGCGCCCUCCGCCGCACGACGCCGCGGCGCGCCCGCACGGGUCGCAUUUCAACGGCCAAGCGUACGGGCAGCAGCCCCCGCCGCCGGCCGCGCACGCGCACGCGCACGCGCACCCCGCGCCGGGUCGCUACCCAGCGGUGAACCAGCCCAGCGCACAGCCACCCGCCCCCGCCAUGCACGGGCCCGCGCUGGGCUACCCGCCGCCCCCGCAGCCCCACGGACAGCCCUACGGCGGCGCACCGUUCGACCGGCCGUCGCCGAUGGGAGCACCCCCCCCCGGGGCCUACGGCACACCCCCCCCUCAGAUCCACGGAGACGCCCGCCAGAACUCGCACGGGCACGCGCAGCCGGGCGCGGGGUACCCGAGCAAGCCGUCCGCGUCCGCGUCCGCGACGCCGCCGGCGCACGCGCGGCCGCCCGCUCCAUCCCGCAGCAAUCCGCAACUCGCGGCGCAACCCACGAAGCGCGACCUGGACCAGGCCGCGAGAGACGGAGCGAUGCUGCACCUCGUCCCGCUCGUCACAAGGUGCAUCGCGGCCGCCGAGGAGGCCGAGGCGGACCGGGCACGAGCCCAGGUGGAUCUCGGCAAGCGAGUGGACCGGGACCUCGCUACCGCGCGCGGGGCGCUGCAGCAAGUUCAGGAGGAGAGAGCAGCCGUGGAACGGGCGGCCUCGCAGCUCUCGCAGGUCCGCGACAAGCUGCGGACGUGGCUGGACUCCCACUCGCACCUGCGAAGCGGCGCCGAGGCGCCGGCGCUGGACGGGCUGGUGGUGCCGAGGACGGCGGCGGCGGGGGAGCAGAUCGCUGCGGAGUGCCGGGCCAGGGCGUGCGACGACGCGAUCGGGCUGCUGGACAGGGGCUUGCGGCGGGGAGCGCUCGCGCCGGAGCCGUACUUGCGCCUGGUGCGGCACCUCGCCUGCGAGCAAUUCUUCGCAUUGCAUCGCGCACAGGGCAAGCGGGCCGCGACGCUGAUCGGGAAGUAG